AUGAGGGAGAUUAAAGAAGAAGACUUUGAUGAUUUUCGCCAAGAGUAUUCAAGUCGACCUCGAGAAGAUGAUUCAACCAGGAAAGAAGAAAUGAGUCCCGCAAUAAAAAUGGAAGAGGAGUCCAAUGUUACAGAAAACAGUCAUGAUGGUAUGACGUCUAUCAGGAAGGUAUCAGAAUCAUCCCAACUGGUUACAAUAAAGAAGGAGAUCAAAAAAGAAGACGUUGAUGAUUUUCUCCAAGAGUAUUUGUGGCAACCACGGCAGGAUGAUUCACCCAGCACAACAACCUGCAAAGAAGAAAUGAGAUCUGUUAUGGACAUUAAAGAGGAAGAGAUGUCCAAUGUUAUAGGAAACUGCUAUGAUGGUAAGAAUAUUUCCAGCAAGGAGUCAGAAUCAUCCCUACUGGUCACAUACAAGAAGGAGAUCAAAAGAGAGGACUUUGAAGACUCCUCGCAGAGAACACAAGAAAAUGAUGAAACAAAGUCAUCUUUCUAUAAGGAAGAAAAUUGUUCAUCUGUGGAUAUUAAAGAGGAAAUUCACCAUAACCUAAUCGUGAAUGGCAAAAAUGCCAUGUCCCCUACAAGUGUCCCUGCGGUCAACAUGCAUGAUGGGAGGACACUUCAGUGCACCACAUGUGGAAAGGUGUUUAAACAUGCAGAAUAUCUAAGGAGACACCAGAGACUUCAUACUCAUUCUGGUGAAAAGACUAACCCUUGUAAAACAUGUGGAAAAUAUUUUGCAACAAAAUACACUCUUCAGGUACACCUGAAAAUUCAUACUGGAGAAAAGCCUUUCCCAUGUACAGCAUGUGGAAAGACUUUUCCACGAAAAGCUGAUCUUCAGAGACACCUGAUCAUUCAUACUGGUGAAAAGCCUUUUCCUUGUACGUGUGGAAAGACUUUCAGGCAAAAAAGUGGUCUUCAGAAACACAUGAGAAUGCAUACUGGAAAAAUCCUUUACAAGUGUGCAACAUGUGGAAAGGAUUUCACUAAGAAAUGUGAUCUCCAAAAACACCAGAUGAUUCAUACAGAUGAAAAGCCAAAUACAUGUACCACAUGUGGUAAGUCCUUCAGAGAAGGAAGCAGUUUAAGGAGACACCAGAGGAUUCACACCAAUGAAAAGCCUUACCUUUGUACCACAUGUGGAAGAGCUUUUAGAGUGGCAAGCGAUUUAAGGAGACACCAGGUGUUUCACACUGGUGAAAAGCCUUACCAAUGUGCCACAUGUGGUAAGGAUUUCACAAAAAAAUGUGAUCUCCAAAAACACCAGAGGAUUCACACCAAUGAAAAGCCUUACCUAUGUACCACAUGUGGUAAGUCCUUCAGAGAAGGAAGCAGUUUAAGGAGACACCAGAGGAUUCACACCAAUGAAAAGCCUUACCUUUGUACCACAUGCGGAAGAGCUUUUAGAGUGGCAAGCGAUUUAAGGAGACACCAGAGGAUUCACACCAAUGAAAAGCCUUACCUAUGUACCACAUGUGGUAAGUCCUUCAGAGAAGGAAGCAGUUUAAGGAGACACCAGAGGAUUCACACCAAUGAAAAGCCUUACCAAUGUGCCACAUGUGGUAAGGCCUUUACACAGGCAGGUAAUUUAAGAAUUCACCAGAGUACCCACACUGGUGAAAAGCCUUACCAAUGUGCCACAUGUGGUAAGGCCUUUACUCAGGCAGGUUAUUUAAGAAUUCACCAGAGGACCCACACUGGAGAAAAGUCAAUGUAG
Messenger RNA from Engraulis encrasicolus (European anchovy), 1719 nucleotides. RefSeq names its product gastrula zinc finger protein XlCGF26.1-like. The transcript is spliced from 3 exons. The coding region runs from base 1 to 1719 and encodes 572 amino acids. The record is from RefSeq and is a predicted model, not a curated record. NCBI's taxonomy places the organism in Eukaryota, Metazoa, Chordata, Actinopteri, Clupeiformes, Engraulidae.